Molecule: messenger RNA, 1411 nt
Organism: Rhinichthys klamathensis goyatoka
Lineage: Eukaryota; Metazoa; Chordata; Actinopteri; Cypriniformes; Leuciscidae
Exons: 4
Coding region: 221-1186 (321 amino acids)
Source: RefSeq, a predicted model, not a curated record
GUUGUAUUUAGAGAGUUGGAGGUUUGAUAUUGCAGCCCAGGCAUUAACCCAGCUUAACCGGGCCAAAUGGAAUGCACCGCAACUUUUACCUCUUACACAAGACAUCCAAAGGCUACAUUGCUAUCUAGAAGAAAAACAGCAGCAACAUCUCAAAGAUAUAAAAGAAUAUCGUUCAUCCACAAAUUGGAAGGAACUUGCAAAAGUAACGCUGACUCAAGUUAUGCUUUUUAAUCGGCGGAGAGCAGGUGAAGUGUCCCGAAUGCGCCUGUCUGCAUACUUAUCGAAGGACACAUCAGAGGAACAGGGAGAUGUAAAUUUGGCCCUCACAGCGCUUGAGCAGAAGCUCUGCAGGCAUUUUGUGCGAAUAGCAAUUGUUGGAAAAAGAGGAAGGAAGGUUCCUGUUCUUCUAACCCCAGUAAUGAGAGAAUCACUUGAUGCUCUUACUGAGAGCAGAGAAGAAUGUGGGGUGCUGAAGGACAAUGAAUAUCUGUUUGCAUUGCCACAAUCUGCCCAUUACCUCAGGGCUUGUGACUGCAUGAGGCAAUUUGUCAGUGAAUGUGCUGACAUAAAAAAUCCUCAAGCGCUAACAUCAAUUCAACUGAGGAAACAUAUUGCUACCCUGUCUACCGUUCUGAACCUCAAAACCACCGAGCUCGACCAGUUGGCAGACUUCCUUGGUCAUAACAUUGCUGUUCACAGGAAACACUACAAGCUCCCAGAAAGCACCCUCCAAUUAGCCAAAGUAAGUAAAGUCCUCCUGGCAAUGGAACAAGGACGCCUAGGAGAUUACACAGGAAAGAGCCUCGAUGAAAUACAAGUCGAUGUAAAUGAGACCAUUGACAUGGAGGGACCUUUAGCAGAGGACAUUGAAGAUGUCAGUAUGCUAAGAGAUGAUGGGUCAGACGAUGAGGUCAGCAUGUCAUCCACGCAAGAAUGUACCUCCACAUCACAAAGUCAAAACCAGGGAGUGUCUGCAACCGGUGAGCUUGAACGCAAUUCUUACCUUUCGUGCAUUUCACACAGCACGUGGCAAAAAUUUGAACAUCAACAACUCCACCUCCCUUCUUUGUCCCACCCACCUCUUUCUCCUGCAACUCUGUCAGGAGACCUGUCCGAUGCAGAGGCUGCACAAUCAGUCAAACACAACCCCAGUUUUAAAACUGAACACUGCGUCAGUACUGCCUGAAAUUACAAGUAGCAUUAACUUUGAGGUUAACGUGAACCCACCUAUUGCUUAUAGGUUGCUCUCUCGGCACGGACUUCAUACAGGGAUAGCACAGCUACUCCAACACGUCCCUGUCACUACAGAACAUCUGGAAUGUGCGCGAUAAGGUGAUGCAGGACAAUUCCCUGAGCACAUUAUCCAAGUCUGCUUCAUGGCAGCAAACAAACUCCACGGUUGAUCGCUGUG